Messenger RNA from Haemonchus placei, 795 nucleotides. The record is from the annotation of a GenBank genome assembly. Lineage: Eukaryota; Metazoa; Nematoda; Chromadorea; Rhabditida; Trichostrongylidae.
AUGACGGAUGACGAACAUCUCUCCAAGUUGAUUGAAGAGACAAAGGAUGAAGGUGGUCCUGUUAGUGUUNCCGAAGAAAUCAGGACCGUGAGAACCAGGUUGUCGUCAUUGGAAAACUUUGUGACGAACGGAGACCAGUAUGUCGUGCAAGAAAAAGAACAAGAUCAAGCCGAGAGCCUUCCAAGUCAAGAAAAGGAUCGGGAAUUGACGGAUGACGAACAUCUCUCCAAGUUGAUUGAAGAGACAAAGGAUGAAGGUGGUCCUGUUAGUGUUGUGGUACAGUGCAGUUCGAAGCGUACUACGCACACAAGGGAGUUCGAGAAUCAACGACGCUGGAUAGAAUCAAUGGAGUAUGCGUUGAAGAGAUUCCCGUAUCGCAAGUUGGUCGCCUACUCGGACGGUGUGGAGCCUCAACGCCCUUGUGUUUUCUGCGGAGCGCAAUCAGCUCAUUUUUCGGACUCAUGUCCCGUUGUCCAAGAUGCUCGUACACGGAACCAGAUCGUCCAUGAUAGCAAGUUAUGCCGCUUUUGCUUGGAGCAAUGUGGAGACAGGUGUGGCCUGAAGAAUAGAGAAUGCUGGUACUGUGUCGGGGUCUACAACACACCCUUCGAAGACCUCGUCCCCAGUGAGGGGCAUCACAAAGCAUUGUGCCCGAUUCCUGAGGCUAAAGACCAGAUGCACAGACGGCUUGAAGAUGCUCUCCGCGAAUGGCAGGGAAUGGAACGUGGCAACAGAUGGGGUGGCCGGGAGUAUCGUGGAUGGACCACUCCACGAUCCAGCGCUGAGUGGUAUUGA